AAUCUUAGAGAUCACGUAUUUCAACUUCCUCACGGAGUGGCAUGCAGGCAGCAGCCUUGGGAACCCCGAUUGCCCCUUCUCACACGUGCCCAUCACACGACUUGGGCGACUGGGUGGUGAAGUCAGGCUGUGGCCCCAGCGGCGCCACGAGGCCGAGAACCGGCGCUCAGCCUCAUCCCCGUGGCUGCAGAGUGCCAAGCGCCAGGUCCUGCGCUCUGGGCGCGGGUCAGGAGCAGCUGGCAAGGGCAGCGCAGCCUGUGGGGCCCUUGGGCGCGGCCGGCCGCAGCUCAGGGAAGCCACUUCAGCCCACGGGCGCUGCAGCUGCAGCCGCCACCAGCACAUGGAGCAGGGAUCGCCAAGGAUUGGGAAUCCCCGACCAGGGCUGCGCCUCCAGCCGCGCGGACCCCGGGGCCAGCCCGGCCGCGGCAAGUCAGGCAGUCUGCGGCAGGAGCGCCGGUCAUGGGUUUCCGCCUGGGGUGCAGGAGACUCGCACACUCCGGCCGGAUGGGCGGCGCACUCAGGGUCCAGGAGGCCGUCACAGGGGAGCCCCGCCAGCCCCCGCCGGAGCCCGAGCUGCAGCUGCCACCUGCAAGUGGUGCGCUGGCUGCAGCUGUGGCAACCCCGGAUCCCGUCCUCCCGCCUCGCGCCCAUCAGCGCGGACCCCGGGGGCGACGCAGUGGCGAAGCCGGGCUGUGGGCCCAGCGGCGGCACCAGGCGGAGAAGCACCACUGAACCCCAUCCCUGGGCUGCAGAGGGCCCAGCGCGGGGGGCUACGAGCGUCGGGAGCCGGUGGAAGAGAAGAGCGCGCGGGCGACAGUCAAACAGGUCCUGGGGCAGGGCGCGCCUCGCGAUCCACGGGGCCCCGCCAGCCCGCGGCACCUCCGCAGCAACCGCCGCCUGCACUGGGCGCCGCGAGAGAGCCGCUAGGGUGGUUUCUCCAUCUCGGGCCUGUUGGGCGGGGCCGGCUAAGGUGCGCGUGCUCGCUGGUCCUAACGGUUCUGUUGGGCGUUUCUGCUGAGAGGCGGGAGGCGCUGAGAGUCUGUGCGAAGGUCCGUGGACAGACUGCUUUGCUUGUUGUUGCGCUUCGGAGGCGGCGAUCCCCGAAGGCGAGCUGAAAUACGGCUGGAGCGUUCCCAGGCUACAAUUUGCAGCUGACGAUUAUGGAAGACGACAAGCCGAAGAGGUGGCCCACUCUCAGGGAGCGCUUGUGCUCGGAUGGCUUCUCAUUUCCCCAAUACCACAUUAAAUUGUCUCAUCUGAAGAGGAUCCACAGAGCUGUCUUCUAUGGUAAUCUGGAGAAACUGGAGUACCUUCUGCUCACGUAUCAUGACGCCAAUAAGAGAGACAAGAAGGAAAGGACUGCCCUACAUUUGGCCUGUGCCACUGGCCAACCGGAAAUGGUAUUUCUCCUGGUGUCCAGAGGAUGUGAGCUUAACCUCUACGACCGUGAAGGCAGGACACCUCUGAUCAAGGCUGUACAACUGAGGCAGGAGGCUUGUGCAACUAUUCUGCUGCAAAAUGGCGCCGAUCCAAAUAUUAUGGAUUUGUUUGGAAGGACUGCUCUACACUAUGCUGUGUAUAAUGAAGAUACAUCCAUGAUAGAAAAACUUCUUUUAUAUGGUACAAAUAUUGAAGAAUGCGGCAAGUGUGAAUAUCAGCCACUGUUAUUUGCUGUGAGUCGAAGAAAAGUGAAAAUGGUGGAAUUUUUGUUAAAGAAUAAAGCAAAUAUAAAUGCAAUUGAUUAUCUUAGCAGAUCAGCCCUCAUACUUGCUGUUACUCUUGGAGAAAAAGAUAUAGUCAUUCUUCUUCUGCAGCACAAUAUUGAUGUGUUUUCUCGAGAUGCGUAUGGAAAGCUUGCAGAAGAUUAUGCCCUUGAGGCUAAGAAUAAAGUCAUUUUUGAACUAAUUUAUGAAUACAAAAGAAAGAAAUAUGAAGAGCUUUCUAGAAAUAGCAAUCCAGUGUCUUCUCAGGAACAACCAGCCUUGAAGGCUACAAGUGGCGAGGAAGAUUCUGUUUCAAAUAUAGCCACAGAAAUAAAGGAUGGAGAAAAAUCUGGGACAGUGUCUUCUCAGAAACAACUGGCCUUGAAGGAUACAAGUGACAAGAAAGAUUCUGUUUCAAACAUAGCCACAGAAAUAAAAGAUGAACAAAAAUCUGGGACAGUGUCUUCUCAGGAACAACCAGCCUUGAAGGCUACAAGUGACGAGGAAGAUUCUGUUUCAAAUAUAGCCACAGAAAUAAAGGAUGGAGAAAAAUCUGGGACAGUGCUCCCUGCUGCUGAACAGUGUUUAAACAGGAGGCUCUACAGACCGGAUACUGUUGCACAGCCUGUGACAGAGGAUGAUGAGUUUGAUUUGGAAUCUGAGAUUAUUUCAAAACCAUACAUCCGAAAGAGAAGGAUUAUUUCUGUAGAAUCUACAGCAGAUGUGCGUCCUCCUAUUAAAGAGUGUUUUGUCAGGAGGCUCUACAGACCGGAUACUGUUGCACAGCCUGUGACAGAGGAUGAUGAGUUUGAUUUGGAAUCUGAGAUUAUUUCAAAACCAUACAUCCGAAAGAGAAGGAUUAUUUCUGUACAAUCUACAGCAGAUGUGCGUCCUCCUAUUAAAGAGUGUUUUGUCAGUAGUCUCUACAGACCGGGUACUGUUGCACAGCCUGUGACAGAGGAUCAUGCAUUUGAUUUGGAAUCUGAGAAUCCUUCAGAACCAUACUUUAUGAACAGAAGAACGAUUUCUCAACAAUCUCCAGAAAAUUUAGAUGCUGCAUGUGGCAUUGAAAAAACAGAAAAUGGAACCUUGUUUGAAGACCAAAAUGUUGAUAAGGAAGGAAAAGCACUACCAGCAACUGGACAAAAAGCAAAUGUGUCUCCUGAGCAACCGCCUUUAUUCAAGCAUACGGUGAAAGACAGAGAUCACAUUUCAACUAGAUUCUUAGGAAGUAUGGAUUCACUAACUCCCAGCAAAGAAUCUUCUGAGCGACCUCCUUUAUCCACGCUUACUGUGAAAGAGGCAGAUCCCAGUUCAAAAGUAGCUGUGAGAAGGAAGGAUUCACCACCUCCAGAAAAAGUGUCUUCUCAGAAACAACCAGCUGAGAAGGCUACAAGUGACGAGAAAGAUUCUGUUUCAAAUAUAGCCACAGAAAUAAAGGAGGGACCAAUAUCUGGGACAGUGUCUUCUCAGAAACAACCAGCUGAGAAGGCUACAAGUGACGAGAAAGAUUCUGUUUCAAAUAUAGCCACAGAAAUAAAGGAGGGACCAAUAUCUGGGACAGUGUCUUCUCAGAAACAACCAGCUGAGAAGGCUACAAGUGACGAGAAAGAUUCUGUUUCAAAUAUAGCCACAGAAAUAAAGGAGGGACAGAUAUCUGGGACAGUGUCUUCUCAGAAACAACCAGCUGAGAAGGCUACAAGUGACGAGAAAGAUUCUGUUUCAAAUAUAGCCACAGAAAUAAAGGAGGGACAGAUAUCUGGGACAGUGUCUUCUCAGAAACAACCAGCUGAGAAGGCUACAAGUGACGAGAAAGAUUCUGUUUCAAAUAUAGCCACAGAAAUAAAGGAGGGACAACAAUCUGGGACAGUGUCUCAUCAGAAACAAUCAGCCUGGAAGGUUAUAUUUAAAAAGAAAGUUUCUCUUUUGAAUAUUGCCACAAGAAUAAUGGGUGGUUGGAAAUCUGGAACAGUGUCUUCUCAGAAACAACCAGCCUCAAAGGCUACAAGUGACAAGACAGAUUCUGUUUUGAAUAUAGCUACAGAAAUAAAGGAUGGACUACAAUGUGGGACAGUAUACUUCUGUCAUGCUGCUGGCUUAAGACAUAAAGUAGAAAACAUCAAAGCCUACACUAAUACAGUGUCUUCUCAGAAACAACCAGCUUUGAAGGCUACAACUGAUGAGAAAGAUUCUGUUUCAAACAUAGCCACAGAAAUACAGGAUGGAGAAAAAUCUGGGACAGUGUCUUCUCAGAAACAACCAGCCUUGAAGGCUACAACUGAUGAGAAAGAUUCUGUUUCAAACAUAGCCACAGAAAUACAGGAUGGAGAAAAAUCUGGGACAGUGUCUUCUCAGAAACAACCAGCCUUGAAGGCUACAACUGAUGAGAAAGAUUCUGUUUCAAACAUAGCCACAGAAAUACAGGAUGGAGAAAAAUCUGGGACAGUGUCUUCUCAGAAACAACCAGCCUUGAAGGCUACAACUGAUGAGAAAGAUUCUGUUUCAAACAUAGCCACAGAAAUACAGGAUGGAGAAAAAUCUGGGACAGUGUCUUCUCAGAAACAACCAGCCUUGAAGGCUACAACUGAUGAGAAAGAUUCUGUUUCAAACAUAGCCACAGAAAUACAGGAUGGAGAAAAAUCUGGGACAGUGUCUUCUCAGAAACAACCAGCCUUGAAGGCUACAACUGAUGAGAAAGAUUCUGUUUCAAACAUAGCCACAGAAAUACAGGAUGGAGAAAAAUCUGGGACAGUGUCUUCUCAGAAACAACCAGCCUUGAAGGCUACAACUGAUGAGAAAGAUUCUGUUUCAAACAUAGCCACAGAAAUACAUGAUGGAGAAAAAUGUGGGACAGUGUCUUCUCAGAAUCAACAAGCCUUGAAGGCUACAACUGAUGAGAAAGAUUCUGUUUCAAACAUAGCCACAGAAGUGAAGGAUGGAGAAAAAUCUGGGACAGUGCCUUCUCAGAAACCACCAGCCUUGAAGGCUACGAGUGACGAGAAAGAUUCUGCUUUGAAUACAGCCAGAGACAAAAAGGAUAAAAAAAAAUCUAGGACAGUGCCUUCUCAGAAACCACCAGCCUUGAAGGCUACGAGUGAUGAGAAAGAUUCUGCUUUGAAUACAGCCAGAGACAAAAAGGAUAAAAAAAAAUCUAGGACAGUGCCUUCUCAGAAACCACCAGCCUUGAAGGCUACGAGUGACAAGAAAGAUUCUGCUUUGAAUACAUCCAGAGACAAAAAGGAUGGAAAAAAAUCUAGGACAGUGCCUUCUCAGAAACCACCAGCCUUGAAGGCUACGAGUGAUGAGAAAGAUUCUGCUUUGAAUACAGCCAGAGACAAAAAGGAUAAAAAAAAAUCUAGGACAGUGCCUUCUCAGAAACCACCAGCCUUGAAGGCUACGAGUGACAAGAAAGAUUCUGCUUUGAAUACAUCCAGAGACAAAAAGGAUGGAAAAAAAUCUAGGACAGUGUCUUCUCAGAAACAACCAGCCUUGAAGGCUACAACUGAUGAGAAAGAUUCUGUUUCAAAUAUAGCCACAGAAAUAAAGGAUGGAGAAAAAUGUGGGACAGUGUCUUCUCAGAAACCACCAGCCUUGAAGGCUGCAAGUGACAAGAAAGGCUCUGUUUUGAAUAUAGCCAGAGAAAAAGAGGAUGGAGAAAAAACUAGGACAGUGUCUUCUCAGAAACAACCAGCCUUGAAGGCUACAACUGAUGAGAAAGAUUCUGUUUCAAAUAUAGCCACAGAAAUAAAGGAUGGAGAAAAAUGUGGGACAGUGUCUUCUCAGAAACCACCAGCCUUGAAGGCUGCAAGUGACAAGAAAGGCUCUGUUUUGAAUAUAGCCAGAGAAAAAGAGGAUGGAGAAAAAACUAGGACAGUGUCUUCUCAGAAACCACCUGCGUUGAAGGCUAGAAGUGAUGAGAAGGAUUCUGUUUUGAAUGUAGCCAGAGAAAAAAAUGAUGGAGAAAAAUCUAGGACAGUGUCUUCUCAGAAACAACCAGCCUUGAAGGCUACAACUGAUGAGAAAGAUUCUGUUUCAAAUAUAGCCACAGAAAUAAAGGAUGGAGAAAAAUGUGGGACAGUGUCUUCUCAGAAACCACCAGCCUUGAAGGCUACAAGUGACAAGAAAGACUCUGUUUUGAAUAUAGCCAGAGAAAAAAAGGAUGGAGAAAAAACUAGGACAGUGUCUUCUCAGAAAUCACCAGCCUUGAAGGCUACAAGUGACAAGAAGGAUUCUGUUUUGAAUGUAGCCAGAGAAAAAAAUGAUGGAGAAAAAACUAGGACAGUGUCUUCUCAGAAACCACCAGCCUUGAAGGCUGCAGGUGACGACAAAGAUUGUGUUUCGAAUAUAGCCAGAGAAAUAAAGGAUAGAGAAAAAUCUGGGACAGUGUCUUCUCAGAAACAAACAGCAUUGAAGGCUACAAGUGACAAGGAAGAUUCUCUUUCGAAUAUAGCCACAGAAACAAAGGAUGCACAAAUAUCUGGGACAGUGUCUUCUCAGAAACAACCAGCCUUGCAGGCUACAAGUGAUAAGAAAGAUUCUGUUUCGAAUAUAGCCACAGAAAUAAAGGAUGGACAACAAUCUGGAACAGUGUCUUCUCAGAAAAAACCGGCCUGGAAGGCUACAAGUGACAAGAAAGAUUCUGUUUCGAAUAUAGCCACAGAAAUAAAGGAUGGACAAAUAUCUGGGACAGUGUCUCAUCAGAAACAAUCAGCCUGGAAGGUUAUAUUUAAAAAGAAAGUUUCUCUUUUGAAUAUUGCCACAAGAAUAAUGGGUGGUUGGAAAUCUGGAACAGAGUAUCCUGAGAAUCUGCCCACAUUGAAGGCUACAAUUGAAAAUAAAGAUUCUGUUCUGAAUACAGCCACCAAAAUGAAGGAUGUACAAACAUCCACACCAGCAGAACAAGACUUUGAAAUGGCAUCAGAGGGAGAGCAAAAGAGGCUUGAAGAAUAUGAAAAUAACCAGCCACAGGUGAAAAACCAAAUACAUUCUAGGGAUGACCUUGAUGACAUAAUUCAGUCAUCUCAAAUAGUCUCAGAGGAUGAUGACUCACUUUGCUGUAAUUGUAAGAAAGUCAUAUUACUCAUUGAUCAACAUGAAAAGAAGUGUAAAGAUUGUGUUCACCUAUUGAAAAUUAAAAAUACAUUUUGUUUAUGUAAAAGAUCAAUAGAACUUAAAGAUAAUCACUGUGAGCAACUUAGAGUAAAAAUUCAAAAAAUGAAAAAUAAGGCUAGUGUACUACGAAAGAGACUAUCUGAAAAAGAAGAAAUAAAAUCACAGUUAGAGCAUGAAACACUUGAAUUGGAAAAAGAACUCUGCAGUUUGAGAUUUGCCAUACAGCAAGAAAAAAAGAAAAGAAGAAAUGUUGAAGAGUUGCACCAAAAAGUUAGGGAAAAGUUAAGAAUAACAGAAGAGCAAUAUAGGAUAGAAGCUGAUGUGACAAAACAAAUUAAACUGGCUCUCAAAUCAGCGGAGGUGGAAUUGAAGACAGGAGGAAAUCAUUCAAAUCAGAUUUCUGAAACUGAUGAAAAAGAAGAAGACCUGCUGCAUGAAAACCGCUUGAUGCAAGAUGAAAUUGCCAGGCUCAGGCUGGAAAUAGACACAAUAAAAAACCAAAACCUGGAAAAGAAACACUUAAAAUACUUUGAAAAUGUGAAAAGAAAGCAUGAAGACCUUCAAAAGGCCCUAAAACGGAAUGGGGAAACAUUAGCAAAAACGAUAACCUGUUAUAGUGGACAGCUUGCUGCUCUGACGGAUGAAAACACAACGCUCCGUUCCAAACUGGAGAAGCAAAGAGAGAGCAGGCAAAGACUGGAAACAGAAAUGCAAUCAUACCGCUGUAGACUGAAUGCUGCUCUAUGUGAUCAUGAGCAAAGUCACUCAUCAGAAAGAGACCAAGAGCUUGCAUUCCAGGGCACAGUAGAUAAAUGGUGUCAUUUACAGGAAAAUUUGAAUUCUCGUGUUCUGAUUCUUUCUCAGCAACUUUCUAAAGCUGGGAGUAAGUCCAGAGUCCUAGAAACUGAGCUCCAUUACACAAGAGAGGCUCUGAAAGAAAAGGCUUUGGUUUUUGAACACGUGCAAAGUGAGCUAAAGCAAAAACAGAGUCAAAUGAAGGACAUUGAAAAAAUGUACAAAAGUGGAUACAAUACCAUGGAAAACUGCAUAGAAAAGCAGGAAAGAUUUUGUCAACUAAAAAAACAAAAUAUGUUGCUUCAACAGCAACUGGAUGAUACUCGCAACAAAGCUGACAAUCAAGAAAAAGCAAUACUGAAUAUUCAAGCCAGAUGUGAUGCUAGAGUACAAAACCUUCAAGCUGAGUGCAGAAAGCGCCGUCUUUUACUAGAAGAAGAGAAUAAAAGGUUGGUCAAUGAAUUGAAUCACUCGAAAGAAAAAGAACGCCAAUAUGAAAAAGAGAAAGCAGAAAGAGAAGUAGCUGUGAGACAGCUUCAACAAAAACGAGACGAUGUCUUAAACAAACAAUCAGCAACAAAAGCUUUGCUGGAUGCUUCAUCACGUCACUGCAUCUAUUUAGAAAAUGAGAUGCAGGAUUCAAGGAAGAAAUUAGACCAGAUGAGAAAUCAAUUUCAAGAAAUACAGGAUCAACUUACAGCUACCAUAAGAUGUACUAAGGAGAUGGAAGGCGAUGCACAAAAGCUUGAAGUAGAAAAUGCCAUGAUGAGAAAAAUGAUUAAAACACAGGAUGACCAAAUUGAGCAGCUUGCAAAAAUCCUGCAGCGUUCAAGUUUGAUGCUGCAGGUGUUCAAGAGCUAGAUGAAGAUAUGGACAUUUCUGGAAUUACAGAGCCCCCUCUACAUUGAGCACAAGACAGUGACGAAUCCACAUUCUUCAGCCAGAAAGUCACCUCUGAGAGCCAAAUGUCUGACUAUAGACAGGAGAGUCAAAGAAUGAUAACAACAUCUCAGGAAAAUUGAGAAAAUAAUCAGCAACUGUAUGUGGAUAACCCUUUCAAAUUUCUCCAGGGCACCUGUCAUUUCAGCCAAUACUUGCCAGCUUGUGCCAAGGACGCUGGAGCUCCCUGGGAUGAGUUUCCCAGGGGAGGAGCUGUCGGCCGUCUUUACUGCUUGGGCGACACAGCCAUUCCAGCCUGUGGGCUUUGGACAGUGCAAACUGAUGGGGUAGAAGGGAUCCCUAGCAUAGCACAGCUGCUCUACUCUACCAACAUGUGCUCAGAUUCUCUCUCUCUCUUUUUUUUUUUUGAGAAGGAGUCUUGCUCUGUCACCCAGGCUGGAGUGCAAUGGCGUGAUCUUGGCUUACUGCACCCUUCACAUUCCAGGUUCAAGCAAUUCUUCUGCCUCAACCACCCAAGUAGCUGGGACUACAGGUGCCCAUCAGCACUCACAGUGAAUUUUUUUAUUUUUAGUAGAGAUGGGGUUUCACCAUGUUGGCCAGGCUGGUCUGGAACCCCUGACCUCAAGUGAUCCUCCCUGCUGGGCCUCCCGAAGUAUUGGGAUUACAGGCAUAAGCCACCGUGACCGGCCCCAGACAGAUUCUUUAAGGGGAUUCCCAAUCUGUUCAUCCCAACCAGGGCCUCCAGCUACCCCACCGGUGUCUGGGGCUGACAGAAAUUUGAAUUCUCCCUGGGAGGGAGUUCCGGAGUUCCCACCCAGUGGGAGUCCUUCCAACUGGGGCCUGGGGGAGAGGGUGGGGCCAGCUUUGGAGAGUCCAAAACGACUGGGGGUGGAAGGGAUUCCCCAGCACAUCACAACUGCUCUACCAAAUAGUGGCCAGGCAGGUUCUUUCAGCAGAUCCCUGAUUCUUUCCUCCUCACUGGGUGGGACCUCCCACCUGCGGCCUCCACCACCCCACCGGUGUUCUCAAGCUGACAGAGAUUUACAUUCACCCUGGGAAGGAGUUGUCGAGGUCCUGCCCAGUAAGGAGGAAUGGAUCAGGAACCUGGUAAAAGAAUCUGCCUUCUAAGAUUUUGUAGAGUAGCUGUGCUGUGCUGAUAGAUCCCUUCUGCCCCUGGUAGGUAUGGAUUCUCCAAAGCCCACGGGCUGUAACGACUAAGUUGCACAAACAGCAAAGAUGGCUCCUUGCUCCUGCGCAUGGGAACUCAUUCCAGGAAUUCAAAUCUCUGUCAGCCUGAGAACACCGGUGUGGGUGGCUGGAGGCCCCAGCUGAAAGGACCCUCAUUGGGCUGGACCUCCAGGCCUCCAUGCCAGGGAGAACUCAAAUCUCUG
Messenger RNA from Pongo pygmaeus (Bornean orangutan), 9901 nucleotides. It is a transcript of the gene ANKRD36C, whose product is annotated as ankyrin repeat domain 36C. The record is from RefSeq and is a predicted model, not a curated record. The coding region runs from base 1161 to 8471 and encodes 2436 amino acids. The transcript has 106 exons. NCBI's taxonomy places the organism in Eukaryota, Metazoa, Chordata, Mammalia, Primates, Hominidae. Gene Ontology annotation, molecular function: protein binding.